Hypanus sabinus (Atlantic stingray) is the source of this 4772-nucleotide messenger RNA. Its product is annotated as solute carrier family 2, facilitated glucose transporter member 11-like. The transcript is spliced from 14 exons. The record is from RefSeq and is a predicted model, not a curated record. Gene Ontology annotation, cellular component: membrane. NCBI's taxonomy places the organism in Eukaryota, Metazoa, Chordata, Chondrichthyes, Myliobatiformes, Dasyatidae. Gene Ontology annotation, molecular function: hexose transmembrane transporter activity. Gene Ontology annotation, biological process: monosaccharide transmembrane transport. The coding region runs from base 522 to 1952 and encodes 476 amino acids.
GGAUAAGGCAGCCCUCGACACGGCAACAAAUCAGUGGGAGAAAUAACUCAAGGAGGAGCAAAGUGAACAGGGUCAGGAAUGCCGGUGAGUUUGCUGACUUGCAGCGAUGGUUGAGCGUGGACUGAGGGAGCGGGGCCGACACCGGGAUACCGGAACACCAACCGGCGACCUCGGGUGAAGCGAGCCCGCCGUAUCCGUGAUGGAGAAGGGCCGCAGAAAUAGAUUCAGUCGUUCCACCUCUUCAGUGUGUUGGCGGCAUUGAGGAGCUGAGGUUGCAACCUGAUCUCUCUCGGGUGGUUCCCCAAAUUCCCGGGCUUGGAAGCCAUCUGGUCGGACAGUCAAGACGAGACCACACCGACGGGGAAAAACACGCGUUACUGAGCUGAAACAGACCCUCUGGCAAACCAGGAAAUCACUCAGCUCUGGAUCUAUAAAGGAGGCUUGAUUUUCCUGCUGCUUGAUGCUGCCACUUCCUUAAAUCUUGACUUCUCACCUAACCAUCUUGCAGAAGAAGUCUAUAAAUGGAUUUGCUGCAAAUGAGGGGUCUCCUCCUGACCAUCUUUGCUGCCUGUAUUGGUGGUACCUUCCAGUAUGGGUUGAACCUGACGAUCAUUAACGCACCAACAAUUUUUAUUCAAAUGUUCAUCAAUGAAACCUGGAUCGAGCGUUACGGCAAACCUCUGGAAAGUGCAGUAAUCACAUUGCUCUGGACUAUCAUCAUAACUGCCUUCUGUGUUGGAGGAUUGAUCGGUGCACUUAUUGCUGGACCCAUGGCCAUAACCUGUGGCAGGAGGAAUUCGCUGCUACUGAGCAAUAUUUUUGUGCUCAUUGGUACUUUGCUGGUGGGACUGAGCAAGACGGCCAAAUCCUUUGAAAUGAUUUUAAUUGGGAGAUUUUUUACUGGAAUAAACUCAGGUAUGGGAAUGAAUAUCAACCCCAUGUACCUCGGUGAAAGUGCACCAAAGAAGAUCCGAGGCAUAGUGGCCUUGUCAUGUGCUCCGUUCACUGCAGCGGGUUUAGUGACUGGACAGGCUUUAGGCCUUAGUGAGGUACUGGGCAGAGAAGAAACAUGGCCCAUCCUGCUGUCAGCCUCUGCAGUACCAGCUCUAAUCCAGCUCGCCAUUCUCCCAUGGUGCCCAGAAAGUCCCAGGUACUUGCUGAUCGACAGGGAGGACAAGGAUAUGUGCAUGAAGGCGCUAAAACAACUGCGUGGCAAUGCCAACCUGACGUCAGAAAUAGAUGAAAUGUUGGAAGAGCAAUCUGUACUUAAAGGUGAAAAUGCCAAGAAAAUAUGGGAUAUGUUCGUAGACCGUAGUAUCCGAAGGCAGUUGAUGAUCACCUUUGUGCUGGGCUCUGCCAUACAGUUAUGUGGGAAUGAUGCUAUGUACUACUAUGCUGCAUAUGUUUUUCGUGCUGUGGGAAUUUCUGAGAAAAACAUCCCGUAUGUCGCUAUUGGAACUGGGUGCUGUGAGCUUGUUACUGCAUUGACAAGUAAUCUGUUCAUUGACCAAGCUGGGCGCAGGCUGCUGCUUAUGGGAGGUUAUGGUCUGAUGGUUAUCUGUGGAAUAUUUUUCACCAUCUCAUUGGCUCUUCAAGACAAGAUUAGCUGGAUGCCAUAUAUGAGUGUAAUUUCCAUCUUUGCGUCCAUCUUAAGCUUUGGAAUUGGCCCAGCAGGGGUAACUGGGAUCAUUCCGAUGGAGAUCUUUGACCAGACUGCAAGGCCUGCAGCAUAUAUGAUCAAUGGAUUCCUUUUCUGGAUAAAUUAUAUUAUUAUUGGGUUAACGUUCCCAUUUAUCGUUGAGGGGCUGGGCAGUUUCUGCUAUGUGCCAUUCCUUUCCCUUAGCUGCUGCUUUGUUGUCUUUAUUGGAGUCUUCCUGCCCGAAACAAAAGGAAAGACCUUUCUUGAAAUUUCCAAGGAGUUUCAUAAGCAAAAUUUCAGAGGGCUCAAGUAGACCAAGUGAAGAUAAAGCAACAAAACUACGUUAAAGCCUGUCAAAACAAAAAUAACCAAGGAUUCCUUUCUUAAAAUAAGGAUUUAAACGUUCAGGACGAGAGAGAAGAAAAUUCAUCAUCUGGAGGCUGGUGAAUCUUAGCAAGUCUCUGCUAAUGUACUUCUGUGGAGGCUGAUUUGGUGCAUAUGUUACUCAGGGCCACUUUGUGAGGUACCUCCUACUCCUAAUAAAGUGGCCACUGAGUGUAUGUUCUGCUGCUGGAGCCAUGCUCUUCAAGGUUUGACAAGUUUUGUGUACUGAGAUGCUCUUCUGCACUGUUGUAGUGCAUGAUUGUUGUCACCUUCCAGUCAGCUUGACCAAGCCUGGCCAUUCUCCUCUCACCUCUUGCAUUAACAAGGUGUUUUCACCCACAAAGCUGCUGCUCACUGGGUGUUUUUGUGUUUUCUUUCACACCAUUCUCUGUAAACUCUCGAACCUGUGUGUGAAAACCCCAGGAGAUCAGCAGUUCCUGAGCUGCUCAAACCGCCAGGUCUGGCACCAACAAACAUUCCACAAUCAAAGCCACUCUGAUCACGUUUCUUCCCUAUGUUGAUGUUCAGUCUGAACUUUAUGGCCAUGUCUCCAUGCUUUAAGCACUGAGUUGCUGCUACAUGAUUGGCUGAUUGGAUGUUUAUGUUAAUGAGCAAAUGUGCCUAAUCCAGUGGCCACUGAGUGUACUUGUGGUGAAGGUUGAUUGAUUUUAGAGAUUUAGAGUUAGCAUGAGAAAAUAGUACUGAGUGGACAGAUUAGCCUUGAUAUUUAAUAGUGAGGUGUCUCUGGGCUACUUCUGUUUCUGAUGUCCAGUUAAUUACUGGUGCAUAAUAUUUGGUCAGGCGACAUUUGUGAGUUAGAAAGAGAGAGGUUGCUUAUGAUCUGAAACAUUAGCUCAGUUUUUUUUUAACCUAACCUGCUGAGUGUUUCCAGCAGGUUAGGUAGUUUCUUACUCUGCAUUUAAACAAUAUUCUUCCAUAUGCUUUUUUUCUGCCGUCAUGCAGUGUGGGGUAGAGCAGCUGAUCUUUGCUGUUAGUUUUCUCCGUCACUGGGCAGGGAACCUACAGCAGAAAUAGUUGUUGAUAAUCCAGGUCACAUGUUCAAGUAUCUGCAGAUUCAUUCAUAAAAUUGAUCAAUAGAACCAACAAUUUACUGAGCUCAUGCUUAUACCUUUAUGAGAAAUAAUUUCCCCAACUUUAGGCAGCCCCUAGGUUUUGUAUGUUUUUCCAUUCCUGACAACUGUAAGCCAGUUUCUCUGUACCUGAGAAAUACUCAUUUCCCACUGCUGCCCAUAUCAAAUCGCUCUACAUAUAAUUUCUAAAAUUCAUUCAUUUCAUUGUAUACUCACUCUCAUAAGUAAACUAAUUGAAUAUACAUGUAUCCAGUUAUUCACAAGUACCACAGAACAUUAUUAUGCUAUCUAGAUAAAUGUUUUACAGAUGUACACCACAUUUCCACAGAUCAGGCCAUCCAUAGCCUGGGAGCCUCUGUAGCUUUCGAACUUAAUGACAGGAAAUGCUGGAAGUACUGAUCUGGUUAUAAGGUGAAUCCAAAGUCGUGAAGGACUUCUUGACAAUGAUGGAUACUAAUCAAGAACCUAUCAACCUCUGCUUUAAACAUACAAACAACCUAGCUCCACAGGGCAGUGGAGGCCAAUUCUCUGGAUGCUUUCAAGAAAGAGAUUGAUCUCUUAAAGAUAGAGUCAAGGGAAAUGCGGAGAGGGCAGGAACAGGGUACUGAUUGUGGAUGAUCAGCCAUGAUCACAGUGAAUGGUGGUGCUGGCUCAAAGGGCCAAAUGGCCUACUCCUGCACCUAUUGUCUAAAUAAAUUCCUCCUCUCUGGUCUAAAGGAACAUCCUUGUAUUCUGAGGCUGUGCACUGUGGUUACAGUGUCUCCAGCUAUUGGAAGUUCUCUCUCCGUGUCCACUCUAUACUGGCCUUUCAAUAUUCAAUAGGCUUCAAUGAGAUCACUCUACCUUCUAAACUCAGCAAAUACAGUCCCAUGAAUCCACGACAUGCUAGCUGGGAGCAUCUGUAGUUGAAUAGCUUGGAAACCACCGGCCACAGCUCAGCUCAAUUCACAUUGAUCUGCGAUUCUGAUACUUCUGGGAUGCUGGAAGAAUCUGUAUGACAGCAGGAAAACCAAUUGCUUCACAACAAUCAAAUGUUGACAUUGAAAACACUAAUUCAUUCUCUCCAAAUGUACGGACAUUUAUAUGGAGAACAGUACAUGCACAGUUUAAAAUACCAAUAAAGCUGGAUAAUUAUAUAUACAUUUUAAAUUAUAUAAGUUAAGCACACUCUAGUCUUCCUUGUGUUCUUUAAAGCAUAGAAGCUGAAUCAUAAAUUAGGAGACACAAGUGCGUGAGAAAGAAUCUCUAGCAGUGCUGUACAUAUAGAUAAUCUGAAUGAAAAGUGGCAUUUAGUAAAUAAGCCAAUCUUAAAUAAGCACUGAAACAUGCUGGAAUUGUGAAGCUGAAGAUGUAAUUUUUUGACUUUUGUCUCCUUCCUGAUUUAUACCAAUUGCUAUUAAGAGCCUACCACAUGAAUCAAUAUUCUCAAUGCCUGCAUCAAUAAAUUAUUGAAGUGCCUGUUGAAGUAAUUGUAACAUUAAAUUAUUUAGAGUAUAAUUUCUGAAAGGUUGCAUAUAAAGCCAAUCUUUGAACAAUGAACAUAUCAACUGAACAGUGUAAAAUUAAGGAAUAUUUGUUAAAGUUACAUUCCCUUGUAACGAUGCCCCGCAUUGGUAUUAUAAUACAUCAGUUACAGUAAAGUUGGGUUUUCUUUCCAA